ACACGAGUCACUAAGGAAACGGGGACAUAGGAAACACCUGUAUAGAUUAUGACGAAGACAGGAAUAGUGUCGUGUGAAACGACAGACGGGAGCAAAAUGGCGACCAGACUGCUUGCGGUGAUCGUGUUGGUCACACUGUUGCCUGUUUUGGCGUCACAGAGACACAUCGCAAGACGCGGGGCGCUGUCGUAUGUGGUGCACAAGGGAUGUUUGUAUAUGGCUCACUAUGUUCGUGACAACUACCCCGUGCUGGAGGCGACGCACGACACCAGUGUGGGCGGGCGGACCAACUGGGUAGACUGGGCUCGGGACGUCGCUGGAGCAUCCUACCUGCCCGACGAGCUGCUGCAUGGUCUCAUCGAGUGCGGACAGGGCUAUACGUUCUUCGCCCUGACGGCGUCGCAAGCCCUCAUAGCGGAGCACAAUAUGUCGCUGCCUCUUAUACCAGGAAAAUAAAACUGCUUCUCAAACAUG
This is a messenger RNA of Haliotis rufescens (red abalone), 474 nucleotides long. RefSeq lists its product as uncharacterized. The transcript is spliced from 3 exons. NCBI's taxonomy places the organism in Eukaryota, Metazoa, Mollusca, Gastropoda, Lepetellida, Haliotidae. The record is from RefSeq and is a predicted model, not a curated record. The coding region runs from base 49 to 456 and encodes 135 amino acids.